Molecule: messenger RNA, 1347 nt
Organism: Trichomonas vaginalis G3
Lineage: Eukaryota; Parabasalia; Trichomonadida; Trichomonadidae
Product: protein serine/threonine kinase protein
Exons: 1
Coding region: 1-1347 (448 amino acids)
Biological process (GO): protein phosphorylation
Molecular function (GO): protein kinase activity; ATP binding
Source: RefSeq, a predicted model, not a curated record
AUGUCUCAAGAUCCUAUGAGCAGGUAUAAGAGAAUCCAACAAAUUGGAAAAGGUAGUUAUGGAAAAGUCUAUUUAAUGAAAGAUAACAAAAAUGGUGACUAUGUUGUCGUUAAAACAAUCAAAAUCAAAGGAUCAGAUGAUAGUUCACGCAAAACAGCUCAAAAGGAAGCUACACUUUUAAGUAAUCUUCGUCAUCCAAAUAUUAUUGCAUACAUAGACUCAUUCUAUACACCACAAGGUGAUUUUAGUAUCGUUCUAGAGUACGCAGAUGGAAAAGACCUUCAGAAAUAUCUAGAAAGUCACGAAGAAAUCAAAGAGAAAAAGGUAUUACAGAUUUUCACUCAAAUAAUUUUAGGUCUUGAAUAUAUUCAUUCCCAAAAUAUUUUGCACAGAGAUAUCAAAACUGCAAACGUUUUCCUUUUCAAACGCGGACUUGUCAAGCUCGGUGAUUUUGGAAUUUCUCGUGAAGUUACAGAAGAUUCUUUCGCUCAAACAAUGAUUGGAACACCAUACUUCAUGUGUCCAGAGCUUCUUAGGGGUGAUCCUUACAGUUUCCCAGCUGAUAUUUGGGCUGCAGGAUGCGUUCUUUUCGAAUUACUUACUCAUAAGCACGCUUUCACAGGAAAAUCUCGUGAAGAGCUCUUUACAAAUAUUAAAUCUGGAAACAUGAGCAUGAUGCCAUCAGGUUACUCUAAAGAACUUAUCGAAUUAUUAAUGUCGAUGUUACAACAAGAUCCAAAUGAUCGUCCUACAUGCAAAGAGAUCCUUGCAUCAAAUAUUAUUGGCCAUGGCUUAAACGAGCUCCAAACUGAGCUUUCUAAGAAAUGCAAUUCAAAUCCAUCGAGCGGCCGCAAAUCUCAGAUCCCACCACCCUCCAAGAAUGCACCAUCAUCAUCCCGCAGUUCAUCCCGCCAGAACAUGUCUUCUCAAUCCAAACUUGAUACAACAGAUGACGAUGAAAUCGACCAGAAAGAAAUGCCAGCAUGGCUGAACAGAAAUGAUCAAAACUUAUGCAAUGAUCUCGUUAGACAGUCGCAGCGCCACCUCGAGAAAGACUCUAGUUGGCUUCUUGGAGUUAUCAGAUCUUCAAUUUCUACGAAAGCUAUUCCGAAACAAACAGUUUGCGAUCUAGGAAAGCUUACAGGUAAAAUUGAUGAAAGAAGAAACGCUCUUGUGUCCGCAGCCAAAUCUGCACUUGGAUCGAACUACGAAUACGCGUAUAAAUGGAUUAAAGAGUAUGGCCAGGAUAGAAGAAAGGAACUGAUGGAGAAGAUGCCUCCAGGAACAGAUUAUGAAAAAGAAUUCAGGAUGUUAGAAGUUAUUACAGCAAUAGAAGAGCUCGCAUAA